This is a messenger RNA of Electrophorus electricus (electric eel), 1072 nucleotides long. It is a transcript of the gene shox2, whose product is annotated as shox homeobox 2. Gene Ontology annotation, molecular function: DNA-binding transcription factor activity, RNA polymerase II-specific; sequence-specific double-stranded DNA binding. Gene Ontology annotation, cellular component: nucleus. Gene Ontology annotation, biological process: regulation of transcription by RNA polymerase II. The record is from RefSeq and is a predicted model, not a curated record. Lineage: Eukaryota; Metazoa; Chordata; Actinopteri; Gymnotiformes; Gymnotidae.
AGGAACUGCCUAAGAUCUUUGCGUUUAGCAGCGCUCGAGCUCCAGACUUGGCAACGACAUCACCUCGCGUUUAGGUCGAAAAAAGGAGCACUACUGAUGUCUUACCGUGGGCUGCUGGGCAACUGAGCUCGAGAGAGUGAGACGGGAAGACUGCUGCUUUCUUCUUGGAGCCGUGAUGGAAGAACUCACCGCUUUUGUGUCUAAGUCUUUUGAUCAGAAAGUGAAGGAAAAGAAGGAGGUGAUCACGUACCGGGAAGUGUUGGAGACCGGCUCGGCGCGAGGCAGGGAAACUCUACCGGCCGACCCGAAUCGCGAGGACGUCACCACGAUUGCGCGAGGAGCUGCGCGAUCGCCGGCCAGGGAACCGGACAUGGCAGGGCCGGACAGGACGAGGGACGCGGGCAGUCCGAAACUCACAGACGGUAACACGGACAUGAAAGAGCGAAAAGAGGACUCUAAGACGACGGAGGACGAGACACAGACCAAGAUCAAACAGAGGAGAAGUCGGACUAACUUUACUCUGGAGCAGCUGAACGAGCUCGAGAGGCUGUUCGACGAAACUCACUACCCGGACGCUUUCAUGCGCGAGGAACUGAGUCAGCGUCUCGGGCUCUCCGAAGCGCGCGUGCAAGUCUGGUUUCAGAACCGGAGGGCCAAAUGCAGAAAACAGGAAAAUCAGUUACACAAAGGGGUGCUCAUCGGACCCGCGAGUCAGUUUGAAGCGUGUCGUGUCGCCCCAUAUGUCAACGUGGGAGCUUUGCGGAUGCCAUUCCAACAGGAUAGUCAUUGCAACGUGCCGCCCUUCUCCUUUCAGGUGCAGGCGCAACUGCAGCUCGACAGCGCGGUGGCCCACGCGCACCAUCACCUGCACUCUCACCUGGCGGCGCACGCACCUUACAUGAUGUUUCCCGCACCGCCAUUUGGGUUGCCCCUGGCGACGCUCGCGGCAGAGUCCGCCUCUGCAGCCUCAGUGGUCGCCGCGGCUGCAGCGGCUAAGAACAGCAACAAAAACUCCAGCAUCGCAGACCUCAGACUGAAGGCCAAAAAGCACGCAGCGGCGCUUGGACUGUGA